Messenger RNA from Paramecium tetraurelia, 816 nucleotides. RefSeq lists its product as uncharacterized. The transcript is spliced from 3 exons. Lineage: Eukaryota; Ciliophora; Oligohymenophorea; Peniculida; Parameciidae. The record is from RefSeq and is a predicted model, not a curated record.
AUGAAUGGAUUACCACAAAAAAAGUUGACAAAAUUAGAAAAACUCCAAUAAUUUAUAAGUAAUACAUAUUAAUCUGAGUACAUCAUCAUUAUAGCUGUUAAACCAGCAUAUAAUUUAUCGCACAAAAAAAAUAGAUAUUUAAUGAUUAAAAUUGAAGAUAUAACAAUAUUCAUCUAUCAAGCAAAACCCGUUGAUUAUUUUCAAUUUAGUCAAAUAAAACAAAUAUAGAAUAAGUUGCAAGGCAUAGCAAAGGAAAACAACGUUUCAGAAUCAAUAUUGGUUUCAUAAAAGAAUAUAUCAGAAGAAGAAAUGGAGAGUUUGUAAAAGGUGAAGCAAUGCAUAAAUGACAUUAUCAUAUUAGAUUAUGAGAAUUGGGAAACUGAUUUAGUGGUUGCUGCAAAGGGCAAAUUGCAUUAAUUAUUUCAAACAGGGUUUUGGCAUAUAUUUUGUGCUAAAAGAAUCACCACAAUGGUAGAUUCAAAAACCAAUGAGAGAUAUUUAGAAUACUAAUUUGAUAAAAAGAAUUCAUAAUACAAAUUAAUUGCUUUCCAGAAAAAAGGACCAAACUUCAAUUUAUUAGAAAAAGUAAAGCUAAAGGUUAGGGAAAUCAUAAGUUUUACAGUUUUGUUUAUAUUUUUUGUGACUCUUACUACAUGUAAGGAUGAGACAUCUGGAAAAUAAUACAAAUAUCAAAUUUAGGAAUAGUUUUGCUCACAUCGAUAAGAAGUUAUAGGCUUUUGUGCAAUAGUAUUAUUUGGUCUUGUUGCUUAAAGGAUGAUAGGUAAAAGAAAUCAAAAGAAAAAUAAAAAGCAGUGA